AUGGCUCUCAUGAUGGACAAUUGUGAGGGCAUAUUGCUCUCCCUGGACUCGCACAAGUCGGUGCCGGCUCCCUUCCUGACCAAAACGUACCAGCUCGUGGAUGAUCCGGCCACCGACCACAUCGUCUCGUGGGGCGAGGACGACGCCACCUUCGUCGUUUGGCGCCCUCCCGAGUUCGCCCGGGACCUCCUCCCCAACUACUUCAAGCACAACAACUUCUCCAGCUUCGUCCGCCAGCUCAACACCUACGGUUUUAGGAAGAUUGUACCGGACAGAUGGGAGUUUGCGAACGAGUUCUUCAAGAAAGGAGAGAAGCAUUUGCUCUGUGAGAUCCAUAGAAGAAAGACAGCUCAGCCUCAUCAGGUGGGUUUCAGCCACCACCACCACCACCACCACAACCCGCAUUCGCCACUCGGCAUCAACGGCCACCAUCAUCCGAGCUUCUUCCCCUUCCCGAGUCGUGGCAGCAUCUCCCCCUCCGACUCGGACGAGCAGCCCAACUGGUGUGACUCGGACUCACCACCUCUCCCAUCCCCAACCGGAGGUAUUAACAAUCACAACAACAACAAUAAUAAUUUUAUGAAUAUUAAUAAUGCGUCGGUGACGGGCUUGGCGGAGGACAAUGAGAGGCUGCGGCGGAGCAACUCCGUGCUGAUGUCAGAGCUAGCCCACAUGAGAAAACUCUACAACGACAUCAUCUACUUUGUUCAGAACCAUGUCAAGCCUGUGGCUCCAAGCAAUUCCUACCCUUCUUCUUUGCUUCUCUGUAACCCUCCGAAUUCCAUGGCUCCAGCUGCUACUGCUACUAAGCCUAGUAAUUUCAACCAGCUUCUUGGGUACUAUCCAGCUCCUGCUACAAAUGCUAAGCAAACCCCUCACAUGUCUACGACGACCCACCAUCAUGUUAUGAACUCUUCCAGCCCGAGCAACACCACGUCCAAGAGCAGCUCAGUGACUAUUCUUGAAGACCAGCAACAACCCAGUAGCAAUGGGUGCAAAAAUACCAAGUUGUUUGGGGUGCCGCUGCUUCACUCGAAGAAGCGGUUGCACCCGGAGGAGUAUGGCUCGAACCAUGGGACCAGCAUGAUGGAGGCCAGCAAGGCUCGUCUGAUUUUGGAAAAAGAUGACUUAGGUCUCCAUCUCAUGCCUCCCUCCGCAUGUUAG
This is a messenger RNA of Prunus armeniaca (apricot), 1164 nucleotides long. The record is from the annotation of a GenBank genome assembly. NCBI's taxonomy places the organism in Eukaryota, Viridiplantae, Streptophyta, Magnoliopsida, Rosales, Rosaceae.